Molecule: messenger RNA, 876 nt
Organism: Cricetulus griseus (Chinese hamster)
Lineage: Eukaryota; Metazoa; Chordata; Mammalia; Rodentia; Cricetidae
Source: RefSeq, a predicted model, not a curated record
AUGUCCAUUCUCUUUGAAAAUAAGAUUAUAGGGCUGCAAAAUGAGCUGACCAAGUGUGGAAUCCUGAAGAACAUGACUGACUAUGAGGAUUUCUGGAAGCUGGCUCAGGAGGAAGCUCUUGGAGUAGAAAUGAAAGAAAAGCUCCAGAAGAUAAGAUUUAAGUUGAUGAAUCCCAGGCCCUGGCUGCCAGCUGCUUCUAGGAGAAAAGAAACCAGGAUGUUGGUCAGCACUGAUCAAGACAGUGGGACAUGCCAGGGGACACAGAGCCUCCUCUCUCGACUUACAGAGUGGAGAAAAAGAUGCCAACAGCGUGAAGUGGCCCCGAGACUGCCUGGAGGACAGGGGGAGAGCAAGAUUACGGGUAAGACAAAGAUGAAUUCCCGGAGCAAGAUCUAUCUUAGUCGUUUGUAUCAGAUGUAUUCUACCUCCCUUGCUAACAUGGAAUUCUCCAGAAGACUGCUGGAGAGAGACGGCCGCUUUGCAGAUGUGUGCAUGGAGCACAGGGCUAGAGGCCUGAUGGAUUACCUGGUCCCAAGUAGGCAUGAGCAGGCAGGUGCUCCACCCAGAGAAAUGGGGGACCCCCUGAUCCCUGGCCAGCAGCUUCAAGUGUCACCUGCCCUCCGAUUUCUCAAGUACCAGAGCCCAGAAAGUCCACAGAGAAGUUCCCAGUUGAAGAAAGGAAGACACCAAGUGACCCUGUGUGGCAUGAGCAAGCUCUCAGAGCAGGUGAAGGGCAAACUUGCUCCUGUGGGGAUGACCACAGACCCCAGGCCUACAGCACCCCUGACCCUGGACCACGUGAUCCAGACCCAUCCUGUGGUGGAGGCUAAGACAGCACAUCGACGAUACUGGGUGAACUACGUGGAUGAAGAAUAA